AUGGCAACAUCACGCUCAAAUUCCCAAGCUCAGCAAGAUGAACAACGCAACAGCAGCGAUUCCAUUCUACUCAGACAGCCUGCCGAAAUCCGCGAGGAGAUCAUCAAAUGUGCUGUUAUCGAGGAAGCGGCUCUGGAUAUAGUCAGUCCGGCUACUAGCUAUGCCAAACGUCCGAGCCAUCAGGUUCUGCAGCCACCGCUAUCCAAGGUCUUCCACCCCUUAUUUAGCCCUCACUUGACGGGCCCACACCAUUGGAUUCGAUUUUGCUUCGUCCCCUACUCAUCCUUUACUGAUAUGACACGUACUCUCACUCGAGCAUUAUACACGCUUUGAUCCGAUAUCUCCCGACCCUUACCUGUUCUUCACUUCGCUCCCAUACGCCCUCACUCAAACGUCGCAUACUCCCUUGACAGUACCUAUAAAAACGGAAAGGAAAAGCGACUUCUCGCCGUAAAAAGCACUAGCUGACCUUCUACCCAAAUUUCCAGGUCUGCCGCCAACUCCGCCGCGAAGCCCUCCCCAUCUUCUACCACGAAAACACCUUCCAGCUCCCCUGCACCCUCAAACCCAAAGUCCGCGCCGCAGUCCAGACCAUCACCCCCCGCGACCACCCGGACUGGCUGCUAACGCACACGGCGGAGACGAAAAUCGCCACCAUCAUGCAGUACAGCCACAACCUGCUGGUGAACCUGGAAACGGCGCGAUGCUGGCUGCGAACCAUUGGUGCGGGAAACCAGCGGCUUCUGAAGAAUGUGGUCCUCUUGCUCCUCGUCGGCGGUGAUGCGGCGGCGGCGAGCGAUGUGGCCGUUCUGCAGGAGUUGUGUGCUCUGAGGUGGGAUUCGCAUUUUUUGAGGCUGGAGGAUGCGUUGGUGGGGUCGAAGUGUCCUCCGCUGAUCGAAGGGUGGGAUUGGGAAGAUAGGGAGGAAGGUUCUGGAUUCGCCAGGCCGCUUCCCGCGGAUGAUGGGAGUUCGGUGUAUCUCAGGAUUUCACUGCAAAUGGCCGGUGUCCCAUAG
Messenger RNA from Lecanosticta acicola, 1013 nucleotides. NCBI's taxonomy places the organism in Eukaryota, Fungi, Ascomycota, Dothideomycetes, Mycosphaerellales, Mycosphaerellaceae. The record is from the annotation of a GenBank genome assembly.